Molecule: messenger RNA, 1823 nt
Organism: Manihot esculenta (cassava)
Lineage: Eukaryota; Viridiplantae; Streptophyta; Magnoliopsida; Malpighiales; Euphorbiaceae
Product: protein IQ-DOMAIN 6
Exons: 5
Coding region: 273-1634 (453 amino acids)
Molecular function (GO): protein binding
Source: RefSeq, a predicted model, not a curated record
AUUUCAAAUAUCAGAACCCCAUUAGCCCACUAAACCCACGUCUCUAUUUCCCCACUCUCUCCAUCUUUCUCUGGUUUUUCUCAAAGUUUUCAGAUUUGGAUUUAUACCCAUUCAAAUUUUUCUUCUUCUUCUCACGCUGGAGUUCUCCAUCUCAAAUUCGUUGCACCAUUUUCUCUAAAAAACUUUUUUCUUUGAAGUUUUAGGAGCUUUAUAUCUCAAAAGAACAGUAGUUCCAUUGUUUGUUCUGCUGGAGCAAGUCCUCUUUUUCAUAAAUGGGUGCCUCAGGAAAAUGGGUAAAAUCUCUUAUAGGUCUCAAGAAGUCCAAUGAUAAGGAAGAAAAUGUGAAGAUGGGUGGUAAGAGCAAGAAAUGGAAGCUGUGGAGAAGCUCUUCCGGUGACUUGGGGUCUUCAUGGAAGGGUUUCAAAGGGAGUCAUAGAGCAGCAUCUGAAUGUUCAGGAUCUUCACCAAUUACGGAUGCUUUUACUGCUGCAAUGGCUACUGUGGUUCGAGCUCCUCCCAAGGAUUUCAGGGUUGUGAGGCAAGAAUGGGCCGCCAUUCGGAUUCAAACAGCUUUUCGUGGAUUCUUGGCGAGGAGGGCUUUGAGGGCCUUGAAAGGAGUGGUAAGGCUUCAAGCACUAGUCCGGGGUCGACAAGUGAGGAAGCAGGCUGCAGUGACACUUAGGUGCAUGCAAGCUCUUGUUCGAGUUCAGGCUCGAGUCAGGGCUCGUCGUGUGCGGAUGUCCAUAGAAGGGCAGGCUGUGCAGCAAAUGCUAUAUGAACGGAGAAGCAAGUCUGACCUCUUGAAACAAGCUGAGGAAGGAUGGUGUGAUAGCAAGGGAACAUUGGAAGAUAUUAAGGCGAAGCUACAAAUGAGGCAUGAAGGAGCCUUCAAGAGAGAGAGAGCAAUUGCAUACUCUCUUGCUCAGAAGCAAUGGAGGUCCAACCCCAGUUCAAACACUCGAAGUAAUGGCUCGUUAUCGACUUUCAAGAAUCAUGAGUUUGAUAAGAAUAGCUGGGGAUGGAGCUGGCUAGAACGUUGGAUGGCAGCUAAGCCAUGGGAGACUAGAUUGAUGGAACAAUCCCACACUGACCUUUCUGAGACAACUCCACCACCAAAGUCCGGUUCAGAUUCCCUUGUGAGCAAAAAUACAAAAUCUUCUGAACAAAGCUUUGUCAAAGUCAGAAAGAACAACGUUACCACUAGGAUCUCUGCAAAGCCUCCAAUUGGGCACGUUACUCGCUCAUCAUCAAGCCCAAGUUCUGAAUUUCACUAUGAUGAAAGCUCAGCUUCAUCUUCAAUUUGUACAUCUGCAACACCAGUUUCAGGAAACACAGGCUUGCCUCUGGAUAGAAUAGAGGAGGGUGGUUAUAGUAGGCCAAGCUAUAUGAAUCUCACCGAGUCAACCAAAGCAAAGCGAAAAACAUCUAAUCAAUUGUCUCAUAGAAUUCAAAGGCAAUCCAUGGAUGAGUUUCAGUUUCUGAAAAGGUCAGGUGCAUUCUCAAACGCUGAUUCGAAAAGCAGUGCUGGUUCUGACCCUUCAGUUAAUUUAUCUAAGCCGCUUUGUCAGACAACAAGAUUGGAUAAGAACUCGAUGAAACAAUUCAGGGGAACGGAUAAUCCCCUGUAUGAUUAGAUAGAUUGAUGGGGUUAUGUUUUCAGGAAGUUCAACAGCUUGUUGUUCUCUAAUUCUGAGAUUGUGUAUUAAUUAAGAGCAUUUGUGCAAUUAGUUAGCUGUAGUCAAAACAGAUCAAGAAUCCCUGAGUUUGCUUUUUGAGGGUUAUCCAUUUUGCCAUAUGUAUAUGAGUUUGUGUAUUUUAUCUCA